Messenger RNA from Laccaria bicolor S238N-H82, 2406 nucleotides. RefSeq lists its product as uncharacterized. Bases 1 to 2406 code for a protein of 801 amino acids. Gene Ontology annotation, molecular function: cysteine-type deubiquitinase activity; protein binding; zinc ion binding. The transcript has 14 exons. NCBI's taxonomy places the organism in Eukaryota, Fungi, Basidiomycota, Agaricomycetes, Agaricales, Hydnangiaceae. Gene Ontology annotation, biological process: protein deubiquitination. The record is from RefSeq and is a predicted model, not a curated record.
AUGUCCUGUACUCAUCUCGACACUCUGACGCGCCUUCAGCCCCCUAGGCUCUCGAAUUCUGUACACAGAGAAGAGUGUACACAAUGUUUUGACAAUCAGGAUGGCGCUUUGGGCGUAGAAGUUUGCUUGAGCUGCUUCAACGGGGGGUGUCUUGACCCAGAAAGACAUCAUCAUCGCACCCAUGUUCGAAAAUCAGGUCACCCGUUUAGCUUGAACGUGAAGAGGAAGCUAAAACCAUCUGCCCAACGUUCGGAAGACCAAGAACCCCCUGUGAAGAUGACGAAGCUUGCGAUCGUCGAAGAGCGAGAGGAGGACAAGUAUGACCACGCCACUGUAAUCAAGUGUUGGAGGUGUGACCCCGAGAAAGGUUCAGAGAUACCAAACGCAGCAGCGCACCCGAAGGUCAAAUCCCUUGUUGAGGGCGUGAUGCUUUCGAUGUCUUCAGCGCGGCAAUCAGAAGUGAAAGCUUGGGAAGAGGAAAUUACGGCUUGCGAACACACCCUAACGCUCGAACAAUUUGCCAUCGGCCACAUUCCUGCCUCUGGUCUCGCUCAUUGUAACGCCUGCGAUCUUAAAGAGAACUUAUGGCUGUGCAUGACUUGCGGAUCGUUAGGAUGCGGACGCCAGCAAUUCGGAGGCGUUGGUGGGAAUGGUCACGGAUUAGGCCACUUUGAAGCUACACGUCAUCCUGUCAGCGUGAAGCUCGGGACCAUUACGCCCGAGGGCAACGCAGACGUCUAUUGCUACAUUUGCAAUGACUCAAAGCUAGAUCCUGAACUGGCGACACAUCUAUCAACGUUCGGUAUCAACGUUCAAACACUAAAGAAGACCGAGAAAAGCAUGACAGAGUUGCAAAUUGAGCAAAAUCUCGCCUAUGACUUCUCUCUCGUCGGCGAUGACGGAAAAGCACUCGAACCCGUCUUUGGCCCCGGCUUGACCGGCCUCGCUAAUUUGGGGAACAGCUGCUACAUGGCCUCUGUCCUACAAACAGUUUUUUCCUUGCCCAAAUUCCAGACCCGUUACGGCGUCCUCUCCAAAGAGCACAGCGUAUCGUGUACCAUCGCCCUCCCAGCCGACUGCGUGGAAUGCCAAAUGCACAAAGUUGCAGACGGGCUGCUGAGUGGUCGAUACUCACACCCGGCUCCCUACGCUUCCGGGACUCCCUCGCAUCCAUCUGAUCCCCCACAACAUCCCUCUCCGACUCCGGUUUUCCAGCAGGGUAUCAAGCCUACCAGUUUCAAGGCCCUGAUUGGGAAGGGCCACCCAGAGUUCUCCACGAUGAAGCAACAAGACUCCGAAGAGUUCUUCACUUAUCUCGUCACUACGCUGCGCAGGGAUAUGCACAAAUAUCAAGAUCGAUCUGAUCAAGAUCCUACUGCUAUCUUUUCGUAUGGAACGGAACAACGCCUACAGUGUGGGGAUUGUAAGAGGGUGAGAUAUAGGGUGGACAACAUGGACGUUGUUAGCCUGAUCGUACCCGCGACGGAGAAAGGGAAGAAUGAGGAUGGAAAGACGAUUUACGAGGACGUCCUCCUCACGCAGUGUUUGGAGUCCUUGCUGGGAUCUGAGGCCUUGGAGUAUGCCUGCCCGUCGUGUCAGAAAUCGGUGAUCGCUGUCAAGGAGGCGAAGUUCGCAUCCUUCCCCGAUGUCCUUGUCGUACAUACCAAGAAGUACCAAACCACGACCUGGGUACCUACUAAGCUCGACAUACCUCUCAUUUUGCCUGCCGAUGAUGAGAUCGUCUUCACCGAGAACCAUCUCGGGCUAGGAUUGAAACCAGGAGAAGAAGAAUUGCCCGGCGACGCCCCUGCGGCAGCUGCUUUACCCCAAUUCAACGAUGCCGCGAUCGCCCAACUUGAGGGGAUGGGAUUCCCCACGCUUCGCUGCCAAAAGGCACUUCUGGCCACGGGCAACAGUGACGCAGAAGCUGCUAUGGAGUGGUUGUUCUCGCACAUGGACGAUCCUGACAUCGAUGAACCGAUACAGGCAGCUCAAUCUGUCAGAGGACCAGAGCCAUCUGCUGACCAGAUUGCCAUGCUUUCUGAUAUGGGAUUCACGGCGGCCCAGGCCCGGAAGGCCCUCUGGGAAACAUCGGGCAACGCCGAACGCGCAGUAGAAUGGUUGUUCAACCACCCUGACGACACUGGCGAAGAUGCUGCUGCCCCUACUGCAGGCCAACCCGCUCCUGCCGCUGUCCCUGGGUCCAAAGCCGUUCCCGCUCGUUUCAGAUUGAAAGCCUUCAUUUCACACAAGGGGCUCUCGGUGCACUCUGGUCAUUACGUUGCCCACAUCCGGGUUAACGGUCAAUGGUUGUUGUUUAAUGAUGAGAAGGUAGUCAAGGCCGACGAUGAGAGUGUGAAGGAGCUCAAGAAGCUGGCGUACUUGUACUUCUUUGAGAGUGUUUAG